This is a messenger RNA of Ixodes scapularis (black-legged tick), 3590 nucleotides long. RefSeq lists its product as uncharacterized. Bases 279 to 3071 code for a protein of 930 amino acids. The record is from RefSeq and is a predicted model, not a curated record. Gene Ontology annotation, cellular component: cytoplasm. The transcript has 7 exons. Gene Ontology annotation, molecular function: glycosyltransferase activity. NCBI's taxonomy places the organism in Eukaryota, Metazoa, Arthropoda, Arachnida, Ixodida, Ixodidae.
AAAGUUGGCAAAGCGACACUGGCGGCUGCUGGCGGCACAGCAACGGCACAAGUGGCGCGAGCGGCGCGAGGAACUGCAGAGAGAGGAACGCGCCACCAAAUGUCACUGAACCGGCACUGCCGGGGCGUUUGCAUCCGUACCAUCUUCUGUGCGGUCCGUUUUUCUGAAGCGGUGCAAAAAUGCUAUAAGUGUCAGUGAGCCGGUGCCUAAAUUCCCGGAUUUUUAAGUUUGUUUCCCUUGUCCUGCGUUCAGUUUUAAGGAAGAAGUGCCCGGCGAAAAUGUCUGCAGCGCAGCGAGAGCCUCUAAGCAUUGAAUUCUCCGAAUCUACAGAGCUUGAGAAAUACCUGCUACCCUACAAGGGAGUCAACCAGACUGAUCUCCCACCAUCCCUUGUUAUUGAAGAUGACCUGCAUCCUCCGACUAGCUCUUCCAGCAGCAAACCUGCUGCAGAUUUUCAAGAUGAUCUCGACUUGCUCAGCUCCCAGGCUUUCAGUGGAGAAACUCUUCUUCCGCACGAAUUAACCAAAGUUUUGAGUGAGAGAUUGGCUGAUAACAGUGAACAAAGCUUCGGUAAUACUAAACCUUCACAGAGUACUUCUGUUGAUGCCAACAUAAAAGGUGCUACAGCAGCAAAUUUUGAUUGUGCAGCGCAAGAGAGCACGGUCGAGGAAUAUGCGUUUCCAACAUUUCCAGAGGUUCCUGAUAUGCAGGAAACUUUGUUGGAACUUGCAUCUGCAGAGCAAGCCAGUGAACAACACCAGCAGAAUGAAAAUGGAUCAGUGAAGAGUGAUGUCCUAAAUGUUUUUGGAAAAGAAAAUGGUCUGUGCAGUAGACAUGGAGCAUAUGAAUCGGACGAUUUCGAUGAGCACUAUGUGAAAAUGUUAGAUGCACGGUUCAAACUACCCACAGACCUUCAGCAACCAUUGUUAUGCAGCUCAUGCUCGCAGUCGAUGAUGCAGUAUGUGUCUGCAAUCCAGACACUUCUGCAGCAGCUCACUGUGGAUAUUAUUAUAAAAGGAAAGGAUCCCCCAGCAUGCAGCUGGUGUGCACGAGAGAAAAUGGAUCUGUUAAAAAGUCGUUGGACUUCAAGCUCUUUUUUGACAGAUCCUUCGUUGGAUCAUAAUGAUAACCAAUCUUCAAGAGGUAAUGUGGCUAUUUCCAGAGGACACCAGACAAUGCAGAGCCAGAGUCCAAACUCCCAGCUUCAUUCAACUCCUGGUCCCAAAACUAGCAAAGUUUCACUUCCGUCUGGAGCUCUCAAAUUUGUUCAGAGAGAAAGUGAACCUUCUACUAGACGACACAGUCCAAGGGUAGAAGAUCCAGAAUCUGAGGUAUACCAGGAACGCUCAAGACAUGCAGCUUUGGUGCAAGUACAACAAUCGCAGGAAAACCCAAAACAGUCAGCAGACAAUGAUGGUCAGCACAGUUUGCCAAAACUCCAGGGUGUAGAAAAUAGUUCCUCCAUUUCACCUGCAGAAAAGACACUCCAGUGCACUCCUGACGGGUCACAGGGAGGAACCAGAUCUGCACUUGAUGCAGAUGCCAUUGCUGCACAUCUAUUGGAAAAUAACGAGGACACUGGUUCUCAUUUCACAGAAAACGUCAGCUUGCAUGACGAAUCCCUAAAACGACCAUCGGAGCUUCAGUUGCACAAUCUUGGUCCAGGUGCAGCAUCUUCAGAAUAUAGCAGCAAGCAAGAUCAAUCUUUGCAAAAGAAAGAUACGAGGAGAAAGUCUUCAACCUCUGACUGGAUGACCGAAUUGGUCCAGCCACUGGUUCCUGAGCCAUUGGAACCAAGCGUGCUCAAUCAAGCCUAUGUGACAAUGGCGAAUAAUGACCUGAGUUCCAUGCUAUGCAUGGUGCUUGGCAAUUCCCUCCGGCUGUCUAGAACUUCACGGUUUCUAGUGGUGCUUGUCAGCGAUGGAGUGUCUCCUGCAUUGAGGCACCUACUUUCGUGUGUCUUCAACAUAGUCCAGUCUGUUCGUUCCCUUGGGACUCACGGCACAACCAAACUUACCCUUUUGGAGCAGCCAGACAUUGGGGUCUCCUUCACCAAGCUUCAUGCUUGGCGCCUUACACAGUUUUCCAAGUGUGUCUUCUUGGAUGCUGGUGCUUUGGUGGUCCAAAACUGUGAUGAACUUUUUGACCGAGAUGAACUGUCCGCUGUACCCGACAUCGGCUGGCCCGAUUGCUUCAACAGUGGUGUCUUUGUGUAUGUCCCAUCAAUGGAGACUUUCUGGGACCUCAUCAGCUUUGCAGAGCGCCAGGGAAGCUUCGAUGGAGGAGAUCAGGGACUUUUAAACACAUACUUUAGGAACUGGUCUUCGGACAUCAAUCGCAAGUUGCCCUUCAUCUACAACUUGAUGGCCAACGUUAGCUACACCUACAAGCCUGCCUUCAAGCAGUUUGGUCGGAAUGUAAAGGUGGUGCAGUUCUUUGGGGGCUACAAGCCGUGGAAUGUCAAGUUCCACCCGCCAACGGGGCUGCUCUCGCCAGCUGCUGAUGUCCACUCGACAUAUGUCCAGUUUGUGCAGUUCUGGGUGCAGAUCUUUGUUAAGAGGGUGCUUCCUCUCUUCUCCCUGAGCAUCCAGGAAAAAGUGCACGAGCAUCGUUACGUUUGUGCGUUGGACAUCCUCCAGCACUUCCCGUCUUCCCUGAUUGCCGAGCCAGUCGUCUGUCUGCCGGCCCCCUCGUUCCGGCUUCAUGCGAAGCCCAGCAUCUACCUCCCACCUGGUCCCCGGCUGCCCCCGGAAACUACAGCCAAGGUCACUACACCACCGGCUUCUCUAGUACCCACACGGGCCAGCAUCGAGAGCAAUGGAGGCUUAGAGUCGCAAGAAGCUGCAGUUAAGCAACCGGUCGGUGUCGACGAAAAUUGCAACCUUCCAAUGGAGAGCGACAAUGGUCCACUAUCGUUCGUGGACGACUUCUCCGGCAUGCUGGCAUGGGAACAGGGGCGUGCAGACUACCUUGGCGAGCACAGGUCGGACAACAUCAUGGCAAGGCUCGAUGAGCUCAUUGGAUCUACCGGUGUGGCUAAAGCUAAGGGUACUCCAGAGAGCGAGGUUUAAGUGGUACCAUGCAAGCAAUGGUACAAAGUGGGUUGCACGUCUUGGUGAAGAGUUGCCAAAAGUUGAAUCUGGUUUUUCCCUCACUACCCUUGUCUCUAUGUUUAGAAAGGGACUCUUCUAUAGCAUUCUUUCUGGCAAAUACUCCAGUGAAAUCACAAAAACAAAUCUAGGUCAUGCUUUCAAGUAGGGGUAGGGUUGAGGUCGUUCCUAUUGAUAAUGUAAUUUUGUACUGUUACUUUUUAUGUUAUCAUUUAUAUAAUCAUUCUUAGGCAACCUUAGGUAACCUUUUUCUAUUAGUUUGCAUAUCACGUUCUACCACUGAUCUGGAUGUAGCCUACCCUUCUGGUAGAUGCACUUAACAUUGCCUGAACCUUUUACACUGUGGUAUAGGGUUGGUAGAGGUGACAGCAUUCAUAUGCUUUCGACUUGAACUUGCCAUAUUUUGAAGAAAUGUACCACGCAUAACUUUACGGCUGUUCCACUGACUGUUGGAUGGAUUAAAGACCAAAUUCAAGUUGC